GUUACGGCACGCAGAUCAUCGAUCGCUGACUCUAUCCCAUGCAUCGACCCCUUGACGUCGUCGCUCAAGGCACCUUUGUAAGCCUUCGGAUUCGGCGCCAGGUCAUCGAUCCACCAUCUGUAUUAGGCAAAAAUCUGCGUUUUGCGGUUAGAAUGUCCAAUGAAUUUGCCAGUAGAGAGUUUCUAGUAGACGUAUAUUACAUUCAAUUUUCAGUACGAGUGUUGGGGAUGUACGAAAUCUGGGCUAAAGCUGUAGCUAUCUAUCCGCAGGGGAUCUUUCCGCGAAUAGACCUUUUGUUACCACCACAUUCAAAGCUAUCUACGACAGGAUGUUUUCGAGCAUCCAGACGAAUAUUAUCGAGCCUUACCUGGUCAUGCGGCAGAGCUUGGCGCCUCUGAAGCUGACUAGAUGGCAGCUCACGAAGAUCAUGGUCCGCACUGCGCUUGAUGGACUUCCGCCCAUCAGCUUCUUUCUCCUGACAGCGCUGGUAAUUUUCUUGACUGUAGUCUAUCGAAAAUCCAAAAAGAACACACGUGUAAAGGCAAUUCCUGGGCUUGCCGUAGUUAAGAGAAACCAUGCACAUUUCCUCGACAUAAUCAGGGAGGGCCGGGAGCUGUACCCAGGUCAACCCUUCAUGGCCGUCAACAAGCGGCAUAGUCUUGUCGUGUUCCCGCCUUCAUGCUUUAACGAGAUCAAGCGUCUCCCGGAAAACACCGCGUCUGCAAAGGCAUUCUUCAACACUACCAACUAUGGCCACUGGAGUCACGUCGGCGAGGAAUCGCCAGAACUCGUCAAAUCAGUUAUUGCGGACCUAACCCGUUCGCUGCCGGCACGAAUUAUCACUCGUCAAGAUGAGUGCCGGGAUGUGUUUGACGAGGUGCUUGGGCGCCGACGAGACUGGAAGGAGUUCCCUCUGUUGUUGACUGCGUUCGAAAUCAUCACCCAGAUAAACGCUUGCUCUUUCGUCGGACGGAAACUGGGCACUAACAAAAGCUGGGUCAAGUCAGUGAUGAUGUUGCCCAUCUUCAUUCACGUCGGGGUCAUGCUGUUAGACGCCUGCCCCCUUGUGCUCCGGCCAUUCAUCGCCCCAAUUUACUUUUUACCCAGUAUCAAGAACCGAUGGGACCUAACGCGCAUGCUUACUCCCGUCCUGAAAGAGGACGUCAAAGAAUACCAAGAAGCAAAAGACAAGAAGGAGGUCUUGCGACCACGCCCAGAGGGAAAGGUUCCUUUCACUGGGUUUCUCCUUUCCCACUACAAGUCUGCCGAAGCAUCCCUGAAGCAACUGGUCUCGGACUAUAUCCACCUCAGCUUCGACUCGACCCCCAACACGGCAGCGGUGCUGUUCCAUGUUCUCUGCGAGUUGGCCGCCCAUCCGGAAGCUGUCGAGGUUCUGCGCCAGGAACUCGAUGAGGUCUCCGUUGACGGGAAACUCCCUGGAACUCAUCUCCAAGAGCUGAGGAAAAUGGACAGUUUCUUGCGUGAGACCUUCCGGCUGCACCCUUUCGGCAUCUUCACCCUCCAACGCCGCAUCAUGCAACCCGUGCAGCUCUCCCUCGGGCCCACCCUGCCCCCCGGGACCCUCAUCGCCGUCGACGGACAAGCGAUCGACCGGUCCCCCGAGCUGUGGCCGAACCCGGACACCUUCGACAUGUACCGCUUCUACGAGCUGCGGCGCAAGCCCGGCAACGAGAACCGCUUCCACUUCCUCACCACCGGCGCGGACUCCCCCGGCUGGGGCGACGGCACCCAGGCGUGUCCGGGGCGGUUCUUCGCGACGAAUACGCUGAAGAUCGCGCUCGCGCACUUCUUGAGGAAUUAUGAUGUCGAGAUCAAGCAGGAGUGCUUGCCGUUGAGGAAUGUGCCCAUGGCGAGUGGUUUCUGGUCGCCCGAUGAUAAGGCGGUUGCGAGGGUGAGGGCGAGGUAUUAG
Molecule: messenger RNA, 1930 nt
Organism: Hypoxylon fragiforme
Lineage: Eukaryota; Fungi; Ascomycota; Sordariomycetes; Xylariales; Hypoxylaceae
Product: cytochrome P450 oxidoreductase GliF
Exons: 3
Coding region: 329-1930 (533 amino acids)
Molecular function (GO): oxidoreductase activity, acting on paired donors, with incorporation or reduction of molecular oxygen; heme binding; monooxygenase activity
Source: RefSeq, a predicted model, not a curated record